Impatiens glandulifera is the source of this 1644-nucleotide messenger RNA. RefSeq lists its product as uncharacterized. The record is from RefSeq and is a predicted model, not a curated record. Lineage: Eukaryota; Viridiplantae; Streptophyta; Magnoliopsida; Ericales; Balsaminaceae. The transcript is spliced from 3 exons. Bases 293 to 1453 code for a protein of 386 amino acids.
AUUUUAUUUAUUCAAUCUCUCUCUCUCCUCCAUCUCCGGUAUAACUGGAUUCCGACGACGAUCGUCGCCGGAUUUUCAUCCGCAAAGAGAGAAAUGAAUCAGAAUCUCAUCGCCAGAUCUAGUGAAAUUUGAUUCUGAUAUGAGAUUCGACGGCUCUUCAUUCAUGAAUCCAUAGCAGAUCUACACAACUGAGGUGUCUGAAAUUACGGAUUCUGCGGUUCUUUCUGUGGCUCCGCAAGGGGCUAGUAUUCACGCCGGCUCAUUACUUCCGUGCCGACAUCUCAUAUAGCAUAUGGAUAGGGUAAGAAUUACAGAAAAUGGAAAUUCCGAUUUCAGUUAUCGACAUAAUCCGCUAGAUCAACGAUCGAUGAUUACCGAUCGAUAUGAUAUGGAAGAUAUUUCUUCGUCAUUUUCAUCUCCUUCUCCGUCGAUUCCACCUUUGCCGCCGUCGUGUUCAUCUUCCGGCGGGACUAUAACUGUCGUUUCCGGCGGUGUUCGUUACAUUGUUCAUCGUGUUACGAAGAUGGAUACACUAGCAGGUGUCGCGAUCAAGUAUGGAGUUGAGGUAGCAGACAUAAAGAGGAUAAACGGAUUAGUAACAGACAUACAAAUGUUUGCUCACAAAUCACUUCAUAUACCACUUUCAGGGAGGCACUUACCAUCUCCAAAUCUAUCAAAUGGUUCUGAAAAUAAUGGAUUGAACAAUUCAGAGCAGACUCAUGUUCGUCGAAGGAACUCUGAUCUGUUUGAUUCAUUCCAGGCGCUAAAACUGAAUUAUUCUCCGAAUAAAACAGUAUCCCCAGCCAUGAACAGCUUACAAGGAUAUUAUGGUCUUAAACCAAACAAUCCAUCUGAUGGAUGUGAAAUGUCUGUUUAUAGCAAAGGAAGUUCUUCCUCUUCUACUACUACUACUACCCAUUACAAUCCACCCUUGAGUGUUCAUCGCAAAUCCAAAAGUCUAGCGAAUGGAUUGAACGAAAAUGGGGAAAUUACCAAUGCUGAAACUAAAGAAGGGGAUUCUGAUAAAUGGUGCAUGAAAUUAUUCCGUAGAAGGCAGAAAUCUGAAGCUGAUUUUACAUCAUGGACACCUGAAAAGAUUUUAAAAGAGGAUAAUAGUUCGGGUGGUGGAUUUUCUGCAACAGCAGGUAAAGGAUUGGCCUUAAGAUCAAAACCAGUUAACAGGAACGGAUCGGGAUUUGAUACAGAGAUUGGUAGUUCUUUCGUGAAUAUUACUGAUAGUUUAAGUGGAGUAGUAGGAAAAUCUUCAAGUGGUUCGAGUUUACAAGACCAGGAUUCUAAUGGUUCAUCAUCUUUGUCGUCUAUAUGGUCAACAUCGAAAUGGAGUUUGAAAACGGAUUUGCAAGCUUUUUCUAGUGCAGCAAUUUCUAAACCCAUAUUUGAUGGUUUGCCGAAUCCAAUAACUGGUUGGAAAAACAAGGAAGCUCUUGAUUAGGUAUCAUAUAGAAGGAAAUAUAAAUGUGGAAAGAAGAAAUUGAUAUGGAGUUAUAUUAGCAUGAGAGGAAUUUUGUUACAAAGCAAUGAAAGGUACAUACUAUCUCCCCAAUCUUUUAUAUAAACACAUUUAUAUAUAUUUGUAUGCACACAUUGGUCAAUUCUCUAAGAUUAUUUAUUGGUAUAUUUUUA